CGACAGAUUACCACUUAGCUAUCACUCUGGAGUUCUUUGGAAGCAUCGCUGCGCCGUCAUUCCCGACCACCGUGCACCCUUCUCUCUACCCCAUUAUGGCCGACGAACAACGAGUUCCCGAAGAGAGUCAGUCCAAGCGAAAAUGCGAUGAUUUUAGCGCUCUUUACCUGGAGAGCACACGUUCGUUAACUGGUGACACCGGUCCUGGAGAUGGCCCGGAAGGAGCAUUUAAAAAGUUAAAGCCGAACGACGGCACGGCGCCCAGCGCAUCGGCACCUACGGGCAGUGCUGGUUCAGCAACGGGACCGACUCCGACCCAUUCCUCUUCAAUCAGCGGCAGUUCGGCUGCCACAACGUGCCCGACACCUGCUCGAAGAAGGCAUCGUACCACAUUCACGCAAGAACAACUACAAGAGUUGGAAGCAGCCUUCGCUAAAAGUCAUUAUCCAGAUAUUUACUGUCGCGAAGAGCUAGCCCGAGUCACCAAACUAAACGAAGCACGAAUCCAGGUCUGGUUUCAAAAUCGACGAGCAAAAUACCGCAAACAAGAAAAACAGUUGGCGAAGUCUCUCUCGCCGGUGAUUCCGACAUGUAACGGAAUGAUGCGAAAUAUCUACCAAACUACCUCGUCCCGUGGCUACCAAUACCCACAUAACGUGAACACAGUCAGUCCCCGUUACCCACAGAUGCAAUCGGCGUACGCCCCUGUAGCUCAGUUCUCUCCAAUGGGACCCACGUCAAACAUGGGUAUGACAGCCAUGAGGAAUGACGUCAGUCACGAGGACGAAUGGUAUAACAAGAGUUUAUCUGCUCUGAGAAUGAAUUCAACAGUCUCAUCACAUCACCCAAAUCUUUCAGCGCAAGUACUUCAGUACCAGACGUAAAAAAAUAUGAACUCCGUCAACUACGAGAAAAACAAAAGUGACUGUCAAUCAAACUCUUCAAUGACUUGUUCUAUUAUUGGAGGCAACCACCCAUAUAUUGUUAUGUAAAUGAGCCAUCUUUUGGCGAGUUCUGACUUUUAUAUUUCUGUCACGCAAUGACUUAUUCUGAAGAGUGAACUCAUUGGCGUCGUAUUAAUUAUUCAUUUCAACACCAAAGGUUUACGCUUAAAAGGAGCUCCAUUUUAGCUCACUGUAUAUACAUGUGCCCAAUUUCACUGUUAGUUUUAUGAUGUAUAAAUUAGAACGCUGUCCUAAAAAAAAAUAUGUCGAUUUUAACUGAUGUCAUGCGCUGUCGAUUUCUUUUAGGUGUACAUCAUUUUGCACCAUGUCAUAGGGUAAUCGCAUGGUUUGGCGGUCCCGGUGUUGAUUAUACACGUACCUCUUGUCAAUUUCACUUAUUUCCCUCACAAAAUUGAUUUAUCGGACAGAAUGAUGUCCAAUAUCAGUGCAAUACGAUGUGGUAAUGAUUUCAUUCCAACACAGUGUUGUAUCAAAAUGAACUGUCAUUCUCCCUCGGAAUUUGAUUUUACAAUUUCCAUAGUAACCAUGGAUGUGUAUUUGAAAUACCACUGAUUGCUAUUAAUUUCGUUUCUAAUGAGACACUUUUAGAUGAUAGGCUUACAGUAUUUUUGUGUCUUCUACUACUACUCGUUCUCAACGUUUGUUAGUUUGUUUUUCGUUUCCUUGUGUUUAGUGUGUAUGUCAGGUGAAAGUGGUGAGUUAUACUUUCACGACAUCGCAUCAUUGACGCUGGUGGUGCACAGCUUUAUACUACCUCAUGUCAACGUUUAACAUCGAUUAAUCAUAUUGUUUUGUUUUUUAAUUAUUAUUUAUUAAUUAUUUAUUGCAUAUGAUGCUAGAAAUAUAAACAAGAUUGUAGAACGUGUUUUCCCAUCUUGGCUGCACACAGCCCAGGUUGACUUUAGUUAGUAAAACAAACACCGGUCAAGGAAGCGAAUAACAAUUAAUAAAAAAAAAUCGUCAGUGCAAAUUAUAGUAACUCAUAUAACGAAAAAAAAUACCAUGUGUUUGUUACCUUCCAAGUCUGUCCCUAUUUAACACGCGUUGGUUCAUGUGUUUGCACGGUGUAAUGUAGUAACACACCCACACACAUAGAAUGUAUUUAUAAACCUUUGUAUAGAAAAAAACAACAACUACUGAAUGUUUUAUCAAUAAAAUGACGAUAUACGACAUUUCUUCAUGUA
Molecule: messenger RNA, 2149 nt
Organism: Saccoglossus kowalevskii
Lineage: Eukaryota; Metazoa; Hemichordata; Enteropneusta; Harrimaniidae
Product: prophet of pit-like transcription factor
Biological process (GO): regulation of transcription by RNA polymerase II
Molecular function (GO): DNA-binding transcription factor activity, RNA polymerase II-specific; RNA polymerase II transcription regulatory region sequence-specific DNA binding
Source: RefSeq, marked provisional